Hansenula anomala is the source of this 234-nucleotide messenger RNA. It is a transcript of the gene BNS1, whose product is annotated as Bns1p. The transcript has 3 exons. The record is from RefSeq and is a predicted model, not a curated record. Bases 1 to 234 code for a protein of 77 amino acids. NCBI's taxonomy places the organism in Eukaryota, Fungi, Ascomycota, Saccharomycetes, Phaffomycetales, Wickerhamomycetaceae.
AUGUCAAGCUCAGCAAAUAUCCAACCUUUACACAGAAACCCAGCUCCUUCUCAAGGAAAUUUACAAAGAAAAUUGUUCCAACGUAAUUUUGGAGGUGCUCAAGGUGCUUUUGCUUCACCAACUGAUAACAUGCUUUCACCAUGUUCACAAAAGUUAAAUGCUCACAAAAACCGUUUCUUUGCAAACACCAAAGCUACCAAAUUAAACUUCUCCAACCUUGAAGAUGAUAAAUAA